CGUGUUUUGAUAACGGCUGCGGAAGAAGCUGUCAUUUGCUGUCGUCUCGCCGAUUCCCCGUCCAAGCAGUUAGCUGUCCCCUCAAUAACAAAUAUAAAAACCAAAUUUAAACCGACAAAUGUAACCGUAGUCACAUAAAGCCACCAUGGGAUUUACACUGGGACGCUGUCUUGGUGCUGAACCGUCGAAAGCGCUCCCGUUGUUUCCCUUUCUGUUGACAUUCCUGCUCGUCGGGAUCCAAGGCGACAGCAAUGCGAUGGAUAACGUCGCAACUGAGAGGAUGGCUGAGGAGAGCCACCGACAGGACAGUGCCAAUCUGCUUAUAUUCAUAAUGCUCCUAACGCUCACUAUUUUAACCAUAUGGCUGUUCAAACACCGGCGUUUUAGGUUCCUGCACGAAACAGGACUAGCGAUGAUCUAUGGCCUGUUGGUGGGUGUGAUCCUGCGGUUCGGCGUCCAUGUGCCCCAGAGCAUGAGUGACGUGAUCCCCAGCUGUGCUGUCAACGCCAGUCCCGCCACUCUGCUGGUCAACGUCAGCGGGCGCUUCUACGAGUACACUCUGAAGGGGGAAGUCAGCCGGGGGAAAGGUCACCAAGUGCAGGAUGAUGAGAUGCUGAGAAAGGUGACCUUUGACCCGGAGGUUUUUUUCAACAUUUUGCUGCCUCCCAUUAUCUUCCACGCUGGUUACAGUCUAAAGAGGAGACAUUUCUUCAGAAACAUCGGCUCCAUCCUGGCCUAUGCUUUCAUGGGAACAGUCAUUUCCUGCUUUGUUAUUGGGCUGAUCAUGUAUGGCUUUGUGUCCUUCAUGAAAGUUGUGGGCCAGCUUGGGGGAGAUUUUUACUUUACUGACUGCCUCUUCUUUGGGGCCAUCGUUUCAGCAACAGACCCAGUGACAGUGCUGGCUAUCUUUAAUGAGCUAAAGGUAGAUGUGGACCUGUAUGCAUUACUCUUUGGGGAGAGUGUCCUCAACGAUGCUGUGGCCAUCGUCCUCUCUUCCUCCAUUGUGGCGUACCAGCCUGCGGGAGACAACAGUCACAGCUUUGAGGCCAUGGCCUUGUUGAAAUCCUUCGGCAUCUUCCUGGGCGUUUUCAGCGGAUCCUUUGCUCUUGGAGUGGCCACUGGAGUCAUGACCGCUCUCAUAUCCAAGUUCACUAAGCUGAGGGACUUCCCCUUGCUGGAGACAGCUCUCUUUUUCCUCAUGUCCUGGAGCACCUUUUUAUUGGCCGAGGCCUGUGGGUUUACAGGUGUAGUGGCUGUCCUGUUCUGUGGGAUCACUCAGGCUCACUACACUUUCAACAAUCUCUCCCCUGACUCUCAGGACAGGACCAAACAGUUGUUCGAGCUGUUGAACUUCCUGGCAGAGAACUUCAUCUUCUCCUACAUGGGUUUGACUCUCUUCUCCUUCCAGUCACACGUCUUCAACCCCAUGUUCAUUAUUGGAGCCUUUAUGGCGGUGUUUCUGGGCAGGGCUGCAAACAUCUACCCUUUGUCUUUCCUGCUCAACCUGGGCCGCAAGAACAAGAUCAGAUCCAACUUUCAGCAUGUCAUGAUGUUCGCAGGCCUGCGUGGGGCGAUGACCUUUGCUCUUUCAAUCCGAGACACAGCAACUUACGCCCGUCAGAUGAUGUUUUCAACCACCCUCCUAAUUGUCUUCUUCACUGUCUGGAUCUGUGGGGGGGGCACCACACCCAUGCUGUCCUUCAUGAGCAUACCGGUUGGGGUGGAUUCUGAUCAAGACACAUCUAGUUCAGCGGUGUUGGAUGGGUCUCAGCGGAGAAACACCAAGCAUGAGAGCGCCUGGCCCUUCAGGAUCUGGUAUAACUUUGACCACAACUAUCUGAAGCCUCUCCUGACCCACAGCGGCCCCCCUCUCACUGCUACUAUGCCUGCAUGUUGUGGACCGCUGGCCAGAUGCCUCACCAGCCCACAGGCCUAUGAGAACGAAGGUCAGCUCCAUGACGAAGACUCUGACUUCAUCCUGAACGAUGCCAGCGUGAGCUCCAUGUAUGCUGACGUCACCGUCAGCACGGACGCCUCCGGAUCCCACACCAUAAACCGCAAGCACUCCUUUAACUACAGCGCCGGGGGCGGUCCGUCUGAUGAAGGCCUGGAUCACGAGCUCGCCUUGGCGGAACACGAAGUCGCGAUCAGGGGCACCCGUCUGGUCCUUCCCAUGGAUGACCCAGUGGAGCCCCCAACCACUGUUACCCUGCCCCCGCCUCCCUCCCCGCCACGCUCCGACCCUCGCAGGCACAGACUGUAAGAAGGCUUGUGCUGUCAGGAUGCAGUUUGUUGCUUUUCAACUUCGAAAAAACCACAAAUCAUCUAACUUUCACAAGAAAAUAGCAUCUGUUAGUUGAUUUGUUUGGAUUUUUGAUUGAAAUGACAAACUGUUUUUAACAGUACGAGUCACAUAAAAGCACCACCUCUCUGUCUAAUGUGGUUUUAAAAUUGUCUCAGCUUUGUGACAAACUCGAGGCGUGCUUGAUUUAACUCCCCAUUUGGGUGGAUUACUGUAAUCUUAAAUGUGAAUGCACUACAUGUAAGGCAAGGUACUGUAAAUCAAGUGCACCUCAAGGCUAAAGGUUACGUAAAAUAACGCGACAUGCACAUUUAGCGACCAUUUGAGGAAGCUAAAAAAUGGAGCUGUAGUAUAUGCUCCUGAGUUUGUACUACUGUGGUGAUAUGCCAGUGCUGUUAUCUAUGCUCUCUGAUAGCCCCUGACUCCCUCCGACGGGGCGAUUCCUAAACGUUUCAUAUGCAGUUUACUCUUCUCUCUGUGGUGAAGUUGCUCCUGACAACAGGACCUGUAUUUGUCUAGCUUCCUUCAAGUAUUAGUAAGAUGACCUACAGUAACACUAACACUUAGAGCGGUUCACUUUGCUCUGGUACCACCACUUACACUUCAGUUACAUUACUAAUCUUAUCUAGCCACAGUGUCCAGUGUAUUUCUUUCUGUGUCUCCCUCUCACAGUUCAUUAGUGGAGAGGGUUCUUUGUGAUAAUGGGAGCAACUACACGAGGACAUUGAUAUCUGCGAUGGAAGCUGUAUUAGGAGUUUUGAAUUUUAAAAGAAACACAAUCUACAACAAGAUUUUAAGUAGAUGCAAUGAGGCCAAAAACUCAAACUGCUUCAGCAGUAUCCAGGAGAGUCUCCACUAUCUUCAAUCUUAAAUCUUAGCACUGUCUGCCUCUUCUCUUCUCGAUCAGUUGUUUCACUCGUUAAUUUAUUUAUUUAACAAAAAUCAUUUAUUUGUGUAAUGAUUAAUUUUGUUUAUUUAUUAUUUAUUUAUGGUUUUGUGACAUUAAUGAUUAUCUUGCCCUGUUAAAAAAUAUAGGACUGCUUGGUGGUGAGAGGCUGUUGAUACGCACCUUUAAGCACUAAGGCUCUUCCUACACAAGGUACGCUGUACAGUAGGGAAGUCACGAGGAAGGUGGAUGUUCAUUCUUUAACUUUGUGUGCAUGUUAAAAUAUCUCCUUCCUGUACUGUAGCAGAUCCUUCUACUUUAUACUUGGAAACUAGAGCUUCCCUGUGUGUGCAUUUUACAAGUGUGUGUGUGUCUGUGUGUGGGCUGAUGUCAGAAUGAAAUUGUCUAAAUCUUUAGGGCUAAUGUUUGUUUCUUGGUUUUCUGUCGUCAUCUGGUUUAUUCUUCUUUCUAAAAAAAACAAAACAGCAACAAACAAACAAAGUAACUGCCGUGUCUUUGUGAUGUUGUAUCAUCAAAGAUGACUCUGAGGGCUGGCUGAACUGUUUUGAAUUAAAGUGCCUAUUCAGAAAUUCAAUUAUUUAAUGUAGAUUUGUACAUAUUUUGAUUUGCUAAUGUGCAGCAAGAUGAUCUUUCUUGAUCCUUUUUUUUAUAUGACACUAAACCCUUUGAUUGCUGUUGAAUACUGUAUUUCCAGUAUGAUUAGGCCAUUAGCUGACUGCCUGUAGUGUAAUUAUUUGUUUUUGGUGUAUUCAAAAAAAUAAGAGCCCAAAAGAGUGCAAACUAAAAUGUUGUACUUUAAUUAAUAGGAAAUAACAAGUAUCACUUAUAUUUUAUUGAAUAUAAUCAUUUGUGAAUGAUGUGUGGAAAAUAUAUUCUUCCUCAAAACGAAUGUGUGGCACUUUUAAAUGACACAAUAAUAGACUGAAUUUGAGGGUUAGAACCUGGCCACCUCUUUUUAUUUGCCAGUAAGGUCAAAGGAAAGAUACCACUACAAGAGAAUACCACCAACAUUUUACUGAUGCAGUGUUAGUCUAUUUUGCUCCUUGUUGGGCAACCAAGCUCGUCUAUUCUGUUCCCACCUCAGUGAGAGAUAUUUCGCACUGAGGAAUCUCCGUAGCUGAGAGAGAUCCUUGUUUGUCCUGUUUUCUGCUGAGCAGGUCAGAUUUUUAUGACCAAGGUAGGAAUGACUUCCUGGUCCAAAUCAUAUUUUCAAGACGUUCAAUAGUUUAUAGCUGCACGUGAGUCUUUUUGAUCUUCAAGGAGUAUUAUUAAUAUGAGUUUGUGCGUAGUCAUCCAAAAGUCUGGGCAUGAGUGAAUUUGCAUUUUCCCCCUUCAUUAAGGUACCCUUUAAUUUUAAUUUGUUUUAAUGUAACUGAACCAUAACAACAGUUAUUUAUUUAUAUAUAUAUAUAUAUACACACACACUAUAGUUUAAAUGGGAUUUUUUGGGAAACAGUUAUAAUCUAUCAAUAGUGACACACCUAAAAAUCUAAACAUGUUUGAUUUUGUUGACAGUUGUGUUUGUGAAAGGUACACCUGCAAUCUUAUAUGUGAAUGUUUUUGAAAUAAAUGUGAAUUUUUGUUGAGGGGGAAAUAAUCUCAGAUUUAAUAGAUUUUUCUCUGUGUAGUGUUGAAGUUAUUAACAGUGUCUCCUCAGUCAGACAUCUUGCAAGUGUACUAAAAAAUAAAAACAAUUCUUGAAAA
Molecule: messenger RNA, 4913 nt
Organism: Dicentrarchus labrax (European seabass)
Lineage: Eukaryota; Metazoa; Chordata; Actinopteri; Moronidae
Product: sodium/hydrogen exchanger 6
Exons: 16
Coding region: 146-2263 (705 amino acids)
Biological process (GO): sodium ion transport; regulation of pH; proton transmembrane transport
Cellular component (GO): membrane; recycling endosome
Molecular function (GO): sodium:proton antiporter activity
Source: RefSeq, a predicted model, not a curated record